Molecule: messenger RNA, 893 nt
Organism: Helobdella robusta
Lineage: Eukaryota; Metazoa; Annelida; Clitellata; Rhynchobdellida; Glossiphoniidae
Exons: 5
Coding region: 76-708 (210 amino acids)
Molecular function (GO): protein binding
Source: RefSeq, a predicted model, not a curated record
UUUGUUUCAGCUCGGCGUAAUUUGCGUUGUAUUGGUGUCACUUGAAUUCAAGUUAUAAAUAAAUUGAUUAAGAAGAUGUCGUCUACAAGGGCCGGAAAGUCAGGUUUGGCUGCCGAAGCUCAGAAAAAGAUUGAAGCAAAUUUCGAUCCAGAAGAGGCUACAAAAUGUUUGCACUGGAUCCAGAUGAUCACACACGUCCCAGAAAUCCCAUCAGAUCCCUCACAAAUCGACGGCUCCCACGACAAAUUCUACCAGCUCCUUGGCGAUGGAGUCAUCCUCUGCAAACUCAUUGAUAAACUCUUCCCCGGCAAAGUGAACUGGCAAGAUAAAAGUUUCCAGCCAGCCAAAAUCGAAGCCAUGAAGAUUAUGCGAGAACGAGAGCGCAUAGCCACCUUCACCAAAUUAGUCCAACAGUUCGGAGUAGCGGACACAGCCACGUUUCCAACGGAGUCCCUGCACGAGAAGGGAGCUCUCAACCUGGCUCAAGUCUGCGUCUGCAUCAGGGCUCUCGGCAUCGAGGCUCAAACGAAACCAGGAUAUUCGGGACCCGAUGGAUUUUGGCCAAAGAAGCACGAAAAAAAUUUGCGUGAGUUCAGUGACGAACAGUUGAAAGCCGGACAGAACGUGAUCAGCCUACAGUACGGAAGCAACAAGGGAGCCACCCAAGCUGGGAUGAACAUCGGGAAGAGCAGGGCGAUAUUAGACUGACCAAUUUGGAGCCAUGCACGAUGGGCCACGGAAAUGAAACCAACUUGUUUCUACUCAUUUCAUUUUAUUUGUAUUCAAUUAAUUAUUUAUAUAGUCAGCGACUGGAAAUAGUAUUUAAUUUAAAUCAAAAAAUUAUCUUUCGAUUAUUCAGCAUUAAAACAAUAAAGAGAUUGUUUCUGAGGUUA